Molecule: messenger RNA, 2379 nt
Organism: Ruditapes philippinarum (Manila clam)
Lineage: Eukaryota; Metazoa; Mollusca; Bivalvia; Venerida; Veneridae
Product: peroxidase-like
Exons: 18
Coding region: 18-2324 (768 amino acids)
Biological process (GO): response to oxidative stress
Molecular function (GO): heme binding; peroxidase activity
Source: RefSeq, a predicted model, not a curated record
CCAAGUUGUAACUACCAAUGAAACGAUUGGAUAGUGAAUUGUUGGAAUUGCAUUUAAGGAUGAACAUCAACAUACUUAUCUUGGUUUGCUUUGGAUACAUAUUUGUUGUUGCCAACUGCGACGAUGGAAUAGAAGGAAACACUAUAGACAACUUAAGUGAUGAAGAAAAAUAUAUAAACGAUCUAGUACAAAAGGCCUUGGAGUUUGGUGUAAUGGAAUUUAAGAACGAAAAUGCCUUAAACAGAUUGAAAACGAAGGAAGGAGUGGAUACAAAAGCUGACUCUGCUGAAAAUCAACUUUCCAAGUUUGGAGACCUUAAUGAAGACAGCACGCAACUUGUCGAUAACGCUAAAAUUCAAUUAGCAGCAUUAAAGAAGCUGUUCAUCACGGGACACAUUAAACCGAACCAAAUAAAGGCAAAAGGAUUAUACCUACAAAUAUGGAAGAAAUGGUUGCAACAUUAUUGCCAAGAAAAUAAUACUAAACAAAUCUGCGAUCCAAACGCAUAUUAUAGGACUAUAGAUGGGACUUGUAACAAUCUAGAGGAACCGACCUGGGGAGCUGUAAUGUGCCCUCAGUCAAGGGAAAUACCGCCUAUGUAUUCUGAUGGUAUUGACGCCCCAAGACGUUUUGGAGUAUCAGGCGAAGAGCUGCCAAGUGCACGUGUCAUCAGUAACGAACUACAUAAAGCAGACGGACAAUCGCCAAGAAAUGAUAAACUGACCAUGAUGGUAAUGCAGUGGGGUCAGUUCAUCGACCAUGACAUUGUUUCAACACCAGUAAUGAAAGGCGCAAUGGGAGCUAAUAUUGAAUGUUGUGGUGAAGGAAACGAAAAUAGGACAGAGUGCUUUUCCAUCCGUAUACCGGCUGACGAUCCAUUCUUUAGUAGGACUUGCAUGGGUUUGGUGCGAUCAGCUCCAGCGCCAGAACAUAAUUGUGAACCUGGAUCACGGGAACAAAUGAACCAAGUGACGUCAUAUAUAGAUGCAUCGGCGAUUUAUGGUUCAACUGAAAACCAAACAAUUUCAUUGCGAGCAUUCAAAGGAGGAUUACUGAAGUUUUACGAAGAUAAUGAAAAGCGAAGUGAACAACUACCACCAGCUCCUAGUGAUAAGUGUACUAUCGAGGCUCCAGAGGAUCACUGUACUAUGGCAGGAGAUAAACGUGUGAACGUAGUACCAAGUCUUGGCUGGAGUCACACAUGCUUUAUGAGAGAACAUAACCGAAUUGCACAAGAACUUGGUCGUAUAAACCCUGACUGGGAUGACGAGACGAUAUUCCAACAAACCAGGCGCAUAAUGGCGGCAAUAAUACAGAUAAUAAACUACAAAGAAUACCUUCCUGCAAUAUUAAACAAAGAUACCAUGGACAAGUAUAAGCUUAAUCUGUUUGAAACGACGGACCAUUCUGAUCUUUACAGAGCAGAUGUUAAUCCGUCAAUCAUUAACGCUUUUGCUGCAGCAGCGUUUAGGUUCGGACACUCACAAAUAGCAGACUAUCAGGCUUUAAUGAGCAAGCAAUAUCAAUUUACCAAGAAGAAACCGAUAGAAACAACAUAUCAUCGGCCACACAUGAUUCAGGUUGACGGUGCUGCAGGGCUUGAUGGGAUCGCUAGAUGGCUCGUAGAUGAUCCAACACCUCUUGCUGACGGCAUUUUUGGAGACGGGGUAAGAAAUCUUUUAUUCAAGGACAAAAAAGGAAAAAGUCUAGACCUGCCGGCACUUAAUAUACAACGUGGUCGAGAUCAUGGAUUACCAGGAUACAAUCAGUGGAGAAUACAUUGUAACCUUGUUAAAGCUGAUAUGACAAAUGAUGGAUCGUUUAUAUUACCUGAUCAUAACGAGAAACAAAAAAUCAAGAUACAGAAUGUCUAUAGUCACGUCGAUGACAUAGAUUUGUUCGCCGGCGCAAUGACAGAAACUUUACUGCCUGACAGCUCCGUAGGACCAACAUUUGCUUGUUUGUUAGGGAAACAAUUUAAAAAGUUGAGAAUAGGUGACCGUUAUUGGCACGAGACAAACAAUCCAAUCAUAAGGUUUACCAAUGAUCAGCUCACUGAGCUUCGUAAGGUAUCAUUUGCCCGAGUACUUUGUGAUAACUUUGACUUUAGCCAAAUCCAACCUGAUGUGUUCCAUGUGCCCGGAACAGAAAAUGAAAGAGUGGACUGUGGUCAGAUUCCAGGGAUGAACUUAGGAAAAUGGGCCUCGUCCCAGUUUCUUUCCGAUGGCCGGCCAAAUUUUACAGUUUCCUCAAGGAAAAAGCGUAAUCAGCAGUGGGUGCGUGAAGAACGGAGAAAGCGUGAAGAUAGACGUGAUCGAGAUUAAUUGAUGUUAUGUUAGCAAACUAAUAAAACGUGAAAGUAACGAUUACUGUAUUUAA